Molecule: messenger RNA, 1071 nt
Organism: Penicillium vulpinum
Lineage: Eukaryota; Fungi; Ascomycota; Eurotiomycetes; Eurotiales; Aspergillaceae
Exons: 1
Coding region: 1-1071 (356 amino acids)
Source: RefSeq, a predicted model, not a curated record
AUGUCUACUUAUACAGGCGCUCCAUUCCCUGCAUCGUGUGCUCUGGAUACAGAGCUCCUGGAACGCCCUCCCGGCGCGAAAGAUGAUUCGGCACAAUCGGAGAGCGAGGCAAAGACUAUACAAUAUAUUCCAGGAAAUCCUGGUGUCGGACUUCUACGCAGUCAGGUCCAUGAUCAUCUUUCCAAUGAAUUAGCAACCCCGCUCCUGGAUGAGCUGUACACCCACCUGUGGCUAGUUGCAAAGAAAUCUGGUCGUCAUAUCGACGCGCUGCAUACGCAAAAGGUCAAGGGACGCGCUAUUAUCCCAAAUGAAGACCCGCGACUCCAUCUCAUUUGGAACAAGAACAAGAUCUACAUCAAGCCUGUACCCUUGUAUUUGGUGAACUAUGAGUUUUGGGUACGGUAUCUACAGCCUCUGAAGCGAGUAUUAUCGUCGGAAAAGUCUUCCCUUGUUCCCAAAAUUCCCGAGCCAGCCGCUAUGGUAUUCGAUAGCUCGAUUGCAAUAGGGUUUAUGCGCUCAUACGCAUCUCUUAUCAAGUGCCCUCUAGACCUUGCGAUCGCAAAGGAGUGUUAUCUGAUUCCAGCUGAUAUUGACUGGAUUGGAUGGUCGAUCUUCAUCAAUCACUUUCGUGUUGUUGGAGACGAUAGGGUUGCAAAGCGAUACCACUAUGGACAGCUGCGUCUGUCCCGACUAAACUGGGCUGUCCGGAUAUUCCGUCCACAGCACACUAGCACCAGAUGGUUCUACGAGAAUUCCUACUGGUCCACUGGCGAGUUUAUGGAGAGAGCAACUUUCCCUUUGGUCUUCCUAUUUGCCAGCGUAUCUAUAGCUCUUUCAUCGAUGCAAGUUGCGCUCGCCGUUCCGGUGGACCGGCUUUGGUCUCAUGGUUCAGGCGAUCAUGAGCUAAAAGAGAUGAGCAGAGCAUUUUGGCUCUUUUCUAUUGCCGUCGUACUUCUGUGGCUGUUGACAUGGGUUCUCCUCCUUGGUAUUCCCCUUCUUGCUUUGUGUUCGCAAGUUUUCUGGGGACUCAGAAAUCGAGAGAAACAGGCAAAAGAUACCCCUACCGUCUAG